UCUGCCUACGUUGUUCCAUCUGCUGCCUGCGGAUUCCAUCCAAAGGGUGAUACUUGUGAGGCACACAGGUGCCCGUUGCUUUCAAGUGGCGGUCAUGAAGGUGUGUGUAUGUGUAUUCACAGAGAUUUAAAUACCUACCUCCUGCACGAGAUUAAAGAUGUGAAGAGGAGACGGCACUGCCUACAUCACAGAUUGAUUGAAAGGCUGAGAAUAGAGAGAGAAUAACAGGGUGAACGGAUGAGUAUGCACACAAUUUAAGCAGAGAGGGAGAGAAUGAGGUAGUUGGAAAAUUGUCAGAUUCCUUUCAGAACGAGAGCGAGAGAGAAAGAGAGAGAGAGAGAUUUGUGUGACGUGUGUGACCGUGUUCUCUCAGUUCGAAGCAGAGAGACAGGUCUGCAUGCUGACACUCACUCUAGCGGGCUGAUGCACUCUGGAAGUGAGCGCAGGACCCUCUGGGAGACGUGUACAGCUCGAGGUGCCAGAGAUGAUUUGAAAACCUGGAGGUUUGCGCUACACAUGCUGAACUGCAUACCUGCAUAUUCCUCUGCGUCUUAGAGCACUCCACACACACGUGCAGACAUGCAAACCAUGGAUUCUCUGCCCAAUGAUACAGAUGGAUUGGAGAACUCCUUGAAGAACUCGAAGUGUGAGCAGACGGAGAAGAUGUGGAUAAGGUUUAAAGGAAUGCAGAAGUACAAAAGCACAUCUCAAAGAUUGAGAUGUCUCGUGAAGCAACUGGAUAAGGGGGAAGUGAACAUCGUCGAUCUAAGGAAAAACAUUGAAUAUGCAGCUUCGGUUCUGGAGGCAGUGUACAUCGAUGAAACUCGGCGACUGCUGGACACGGAAGAUGAACUCAGUGAUAUACAGGCAGACUCUGUGCCCAUGGAGGUGCGGGAUUGGCUGGCCUCAACCUUCACCAGGAAGAUGGGUGUGGUGUGCAGACGGCCCGAGGAGAAGCCGCGGUUCCGCAGCAUCGUUCACGCCGUUCAAGCCGGGAUCUUUGUGGAACGAAUGUACAGAAGAACGUCUAAUAUGGCAGGGUUGACCUACCCACCAUCUGUAAUUGCAGCAUUAAAGGAUGUUGAUAAAUGGUCAUUCGAUGUCUUCACGCUUCAAGAGGCGAGUAAUGAACACGCACUGAAGUUCCUGGUGUACGAACUGCUCACCAGAUACGACCUGAUCAGUCGCUUCAGGAUACCAGUAUCCUCCUUGGUGUGCUUUGUGGAAGCUCUGGAAAUGGGCUACAGCAAGCACAGAAACCCUUACCACAAUCUGAUCCACGCUGCCGAUGUCACACAGACCGCACACUAUCUGAUGCUACACACUGGGGUUAUGCACUGGCUCACUGAACUGGAAAUAUUGGCAAUGGUGUUUGCUGCUGCUAUCCAUGACUUUGAACACACAGGAACCACCAAUAACUUCCACAUACAGACCAGAUCAGAAGUUGCCAUCCUGUACAAUGAUCGCUCUGUUCUGGAAAACCACCAUGUGAGUGCAGCUUACAGACUCAUGCAGGAAGACGAGAUGAACAUCCUGGUGAAUCUCUCCAAAGACGACUGGAGGGAGCUGCGUACACUGGUGAUCGAAAUGGUCAUGAGCACAGAUAUGUCCUGUCAUUUCCAGCAGAUCAAGACUAUGAGAAAUGCACUGCAACAGCCAGAGGGAAUAGACAAGGCUAAAGCAUUGUCUCUGAUGCUGCACGCAGCUGAUAUCAGUCAUCCUGCUAAGGGCUGGAAGCUGCACUACCGCUGGACCCAAGCACUUAUGGAGGAGUUCUUCAGACAGGGUGACAAGGAGGCAGAAUUAGGACUGCCGUUCUCUCCACUGUGUGACCGGAAAGCCACUAUGAUUGCCCAGUCUCAGAUAGGGUUCAUUGAUUUUAUCGUGGAGCCCACGUUCUCUGUUCUGGUCGACAGCACAGAGAAAAUCAUUAGUCCUCUCAUAGAGGAAGCUGUAAAAUCUGAGGGGGUCCGCAGGUCAAGUUUAACAGGUCGGGGCUCGGCCGCAGUGGUGGAGUCAGUACAGAGACACAGCGGUCGUGGUUCGAAUGACGAGCAGGGAGGCACUACAGAUUACUCACUGGGCAGCAUCGACCUGAAACGAGUGCAACACCUGCUCUCUGAAAUCAUUCAGAACAACAAGGAGCGCUGGAAAGAGCUGUCUGUUCAAGAGUUGGCCAAUAAGGAACAUGAGAGAAUGUCAGAACAGGAAGUGGACCCCUUGAGGAAUGCAAAAGUCACACUGUCACACAGCAGUCCAGCCAGAGGGAGUCAGGAGUCUGAAUCAAAGUCGCUGAACGAACUGAACUAUACAGACUCGACUCACUCUUCCCAGGACUCUCUGGACCAGAGUUACCAGUCCCCCACAGAGGGACAUGGCAAUGGUUCAGCUGACGAGCACAGCUCAAAAACUCUGCCUUGGAACGGUAAAACUGCCUGACGUCACUACGUCAGUGUGGAAUUUGAAUGUUUUUAAUGCAGCUUUUGCUGUGUUUUUAAUCACAAACUCAAGGAUGAUGUACAUAGCAUUGUCCUCAUUGUAUUGUAAUGCUGUUAUACUCUUGGGCUUGGAGGGCUAAUUGUGCAAACGGAUGUACAAAAUGUCCACGGAGCGACUUGUGCAUCGUCAUAGAGACGGUAGUGUGCAGUGUUGUCAUGGCAACUGUGUUAUUGCAGGAGAUGGACCUUUACCAUCCCUUGGGAUGGAUUUAGAGAGUCCCUGAAAUGCAAAGCUACCUUUUUGCUUCCCGGGCUUUUUUUCUGUUGAUUUAAUUUGUUUAUUUUUUUAUUUUUUGUUAAUGGUUUUUUUGUAGACUGUGUCGUUAUUUAUUAAAGAUUACGCAGCUACACUUUGCACCACAAUUAGUUUUGGGUUUUCUACUUAAUACGGUCAUGUUUAUGGGCUCUUUAUGGAACAUUAGGUGGACUGGCAGCAAAUCAGGAAUAUUUUAUGGUGUUCCGGCACGUUUCUCUGUGUACUUAUGAAUGUUAUUCAGUCCAGUUUCCAGAACAAUUCAUAAAGAGCAUUUUUUUUAUUGUAGCAUGACUCAUACUAUGUGCAGCUGUAAAAUUUAAGUAUAACAUGCCAUCAGUGAGCCAAUUUUUACCUAAUGGUAAAGAUACGCACUGGCUGUUGUUGAGGUAUGUGUCCUGAAGGGGGCGACAUUUCAUUUAAACAAACAACAUGGCAACCCUUCAGUCUCCAAAUGAAGAGAAUUGUGUCCCUUUAAUUCCAUACAGUAUUAUAUCACAUAGCCAGUGUCUAAACAAAUGUUGCAUACAUUGACUAUGUUUUGAAUUGAAUACUAGCUCACUGAUUUACUGUUUGCGGCCUAUUUUUUUGAGAAUAGUAAGUGAAACAAUGUAUUACGCAAAGAUAACCAUUUCAAACAGUAACAUGACCUGUGACAACAUGACAGCGAGUGGUGUCCAUUUGUCUUGAAAACAAAUAAGUUAUUUAGCAUUUUAAAUCAAAUUUUGCAUAAAAAUAUCUUAACAUUUGGCAGUCCAAUGCUAAAAAUAUACAGUAUUGGGAUACAGUAUUCCAUGCAGUGUGCUCUUUUCUAUACUGCGUAUUUUUUGGCAAAUGUAUAUCAUCCAGGUAUUCCAAGCAAAACAUUUGCGUACUGUGCAUUAUAUACAUAAAUUAAUACUGUAUAUACUGCAGAAAUAGUAAGAGUAGGAUGGUAGUAUGCUUUUCGAACAUAGCCAUUGUCUGUUUUUACACUGUUCAUCUGAACAGUUUCAUGAGGUUUUAAACAUGCUACCAAAUCACUGUAUCAUGUUUUAUAAUGUUUAUGUAAAAAUAUUAAUACAUUUUUGCAUUAUAUAUAUAUGACAUAAACUGACAAAAACAAA
This is a messenger RNA of Myxocyprinus asiaticus (Chinese sucker), 3857 nucleotides long. RefSeq names its product dual specificity calcium/calmodulin-dependent 3',5'-cyclic nucleotide phosphodiesterase 1A-like. NCBI's taxonomy places the organism in Eukaryota, Metazoa, Chordata, Actinopteri, Cypriniformes, Catostomidae. The record is from RefSeq and is a predicted model, not a curated record. The coding region runs from base 580 to 2439 and encodes 619 amino acids. The transcript is spliced from 15 exons. Gene Ontology annotation, molecular function: 3',5'-cyclic-nucleotide phosphodiesterase activity. Gene Ontology annotation, biological process: signal transduction.